CAAAAAGUCUAUAUUUGGUUUUAUUUUCUUUCUUAAAAAUGAGCUCAAAUGAAACAAAGGCUGAUAGCUGUCCUACAACCCCUGGGUUGUCUAUGGAAGGAGGAUUUGAACCAGGAUUAGAUUGGUCUUCACUUAGAACAGAUCCAACAGGCAAUUGGCAUGUUAUUGGCUGGGUUGUCUGUGUUGGUAUUCUUGCAGUAACAUGGAUUAUAUCACUGAUGACUAUGUUUAAGCACCUGAGAAAUUACUACGAACCUCAAAUACAACGACAUAAACUACGGGUGAUUUUGUUUCCACCUGUCUACGCCACACUAUCAUGGUUUGGUUACCUAAGAUAUGAUUAUUCUACCACCAUCAAAUUUUUUGCGACUGUGUUUGAAGCAUUUGCUGUAUUUAAUUUGUAUAUUUGUUUACAAGCCUAUCUUAAGCCUUUUCGACAAGAAGCUGGUGCAUUAAAAGAACCCAAGGAUACCAAGAUUAUGUUUGUUUAUAAUCUUCAUUUAAAAUCAAAAUGGGGAAUGCAUUAUCGUAUUAUUACAGAUAUUCUUGUCUUUCAAUACCCUAUUUGGUCACUUUUAGAUUCCUUUAUGUCCAUUUUUGCAGAACUCAAAGGUCGUUAUUGUCAAGGCAGUUACAGUUUUAGUGGUGCUUAUGUCUACUUGACCAUCAUCAACUUUAUUUCCUUAUCUGUCAUUUUGGGUGCUCUUUUCACCUAUCUCGAUGUCUUUCAUAACGAAUGGAAACGAGGCCAUAUUCGCGCCCAUGGUAUGUUUUGGUGUGUCAAGGGUCCUAUCAUGGUCAAUUUUUACUUUGGUGAAAUUCUGUUGACUAUCUUGACCACAGUUGGUGUAAUUAAGGGCACCGAUGGAUCACAUGGCAGUAUCGCAUGGCCUGCUGAUGCUGUCAAAAAUGGCUUGUAUGUGAUUAUCGUCUGUGUAGUGAUGAUGGUCGAUAGUAUUAUGAUGAACAAGUUUUUUGGUCCUCAAGACAAUAUUGCCAGUGCUGCUAGUGUAGGCCAAGUUAAGAAAAUGUCGCCCUGGAAAGCUUUUGUAGAUGGCUAUAUAGCCUAUAUUCCCGAGUUUUUGUACAUGGCCUUGCGUUGUGGCGCAGAUUCGUUCCAGUUAAUGAAAAAGCGACGCGAAUUAAAGAAGAGAAAAGAGACUGAGGGUGUUGAUAAAUCGAACUUGUUAAAUGAACAAUCAGAUUCUGUAGAUUACAGAAUGACUGAACUCAAUCAAAAUUCACCAGCUUCAAAUAGUUAUCCUUCAAACAGUAAUCUCAUGUACGAACAAUCUCAAAAUAGAAAAGAACCAAUGUCUUUUCCUGAGCCACAACAUGUAACAUAUCCUCAACAUAAUUCUUAUUAUUCACAGCAUUCUUAACAAAAGAAACUACAUUUUAUUUUAAUAAAUAAUUUAAA
Molecule: messenger RNA, 1420 nt
Organism: Gilbertella persicaria
Lineage: Eukaryota; Fungi; Mucoromycota; Mucoromycetes; Mucorales; Choanephoraceae
Product: organic solute transporter Ostalpha-domain-containing protein
Exons: 5
Coding region: 39-1382 (447 amino acids)
Biological process (GO): transport
Molecular function (GO): transporter activity
Source: RefSeq, a predicted model, not a curated record